GUCAGCAGAGUGUCAGAGUGACAUUGUAAUAAUUAUAUUUAAUUUCUGAUUUUAUUGGCUAUUGGUGUAUGUCAUGUGGUUGGUGUUCUUCACAUUUAUUUCCCAUUAAUAUAUUAAUAUAGUUCAAUACAGAAAGAGCAUCACAUACAAUAAGUAAACUAAACAAAAUAAAUUGUAGUAUUUGUAAAAUUUGGAUACCCUAAUCUUAGCUUACACACAAAAGUUUUCGACUAACCAUGAAAAAAGGUAAAAAGUUUUUUGGUAAAAGAAAAAACAACUUUAAAGGUAAUACUACUAAGAAAAAAAGGAAAUUGACAAAUGAAACCGAAGUAAUUAAUAAAAAAGCCAUCUUUAAUCGGUACAAAAAUGUACAGAAAGUUGAAGAAGAAUUGAAGAAGAAAAAACAAAUUGAGAGAAAAUUUCUGACACAGACCGAGACGUAUUCGGAUAGUGAAGAAGAGGAAGAUAUGUAUGGACAAUUAGUAUCUUGUUUUAGUGGUAAUGUGAAGCAACCUAUAGCAGACAGUGAAGAAUCAGACACAGACCAAGUCGAGAGUGAUGAAGAGGAAUUGGAUAACACAAAUAGGCAAGUUAAUGAUUAUGAAUCUAACAAAAGUGCUACCGAUGAUGAUGAUGAUGAUGAUGAAGAUGAUGGUGACAGCAUAGGGAAGAAAGAAAAUGGAAAUGAGAAUAAUGUUAAGAUUUCAGAGCCUGAUGCAAAUGAAGAUGAUUCUUACAAUGACCCAUUUACAAGACAUCUAGAGCAUGAUAUUUCAGACGAAAUGCUUGUGUCCCUGACCAGUUCACCACCAAAUGUUGAAACCACCAAUCAAAAUUGGCCAACAAUCAGCAACAUAACUACCAUCAUACCAAAACCAGUAGAAACAAUGUUGAAAAAGGCAAACCCUAAGAUUUCUAUAUUGGAAGAAAAAACAUAUGCAAUGCCUGGAACUGUGCCUCAAUUGCUAAAAAAUGUAGGUUACAAACAGCUUUGCAUUAAGCCACAGAUACAUGGGAAUAUAGUAUCAGCAAAUAAAAGCAAUUUGAUUAAAAGGGACUUAGAAUUAACUGAAAUUUUCACAUCUUUACAAAAAGAAUUAUUUUCAAUUAUUAAUAAUUACCAGGAUCUGUAUUAUCCAGAUAGAUCAUUCAGUAAUGCUGAUGAAAUUCGAUAUAUAUAUUGUCUUCAUGUUGUAAAUCACAUGCUAAAGAGUAGAAGUAAGAUUCUUCAUCAUAAUUCAAAAUUAUCAAAGAAAAGUGAACCACUAGAUGAAUUCAGAGACCAAGGCUUAGUAAGGCCCAAGGUCCUCAUUAUAGUUCCAUUCAGAGAUGCUGCAUACAGAGUAGUAAAGACAAUAAUUGAUAUUUUGGUGCCCAAAGAAGCCGGUCAGGUGUUGCAUAAGAAAAGGUUUGAAGAUGAGUUCACUGGGACUGAACUGAUUAUGCCAAAGAAAAAUCCAAAACCUGAGGACUAUGAACUUCUUUUUACCGGCAAUACAGAUGAUACAUUUAGAAUUGGAAUGACAAUUACCAAAAAGACACUGAAGCUAUAUACUGAUUUUUAUUCGUCAGAUAUUAUUGUGGCUUCACCAUUAGGACUGAGGAUGUUAGUAGGUGCUGAGGGGGAAGAGGAUCGUGACUAUGAUUUCUUGGCGUCAAUAGAAUUAUUAAUAAUGGAUCAAGCUGAUGUAUUUCUCAUGCAAAAUUGGGAUCACUUACUACACAUCUUAGACCAUUUCCAUUUGCAACCUAAGAAGACCCACGGAACAGAUUUUUCCAGAGUUAGAUCAUGGGCAGUCAAUGGAUGGGCGAAAUAUUACAGGCAAACACUAAUAUUUUCCUCAGUGUUGUUACCGGAAAUUAAAUCGAUAUUCAAUAAGAAAUGUAAUAAUUAUGCUGGAAAGGUUUUGAUCUCGAAUCCAGUGAAAGUUGGAAGUGUUCAACAGGUUUUACUUCAAGUGCCUCAAAUAUUCCACAGGUUUAACGCCACGACGCCACUCGAGUCGGUGGAGUCCAGAUUUGAAUACUUUAUAAAAGAAGUUUUACCGAAACAGAGAGAUACACUAAUGAGCCACACGCUCAUUUUUAUUCCGAGCUACUUUGACUAUGUGCGGAUAAGAAAUCAUUUCAAGAAAGAAGAUAUAAGUUUUGUUCAAAUAUGUGAAUAUUCAAAAGACCCAAAAAUAGCGCGGGCUCGAGAUAUGUUUUUCCACACUGAAGCACACUUCAUGCUUUACUCUGAGAGAGUACAUUUCUUCCGAAGAUUCCGUAUUAAAGGCAUUCGGCAUAUAAUAUUCUAUCAACCCCCGACAUAUCCAAAUUUUUAUUCUGAGAUGUGUAACUUAAUGCAGGAGUGUAACCAGAAUAAAUACGGUGGCAGCGAAUGCAACAUGACGGUCACUGUGCUCUACUGUAAAUACGACUUGUUGCAGAUAUCCGCCAUACUCGGAUCGAAUCGUGUCUCACGCAUCAUGGGAUCUGAUAAACCAGUGCAUAUGUAUAUGACAGGAGAAUAAUAUUCAUUAUAAUCAAUUAGUUGUUGAUUACGACGUUUACAUUUUAAAAAAUCAAUAAUAAAUGGUAUUUUAUUAUAA
Messenger RNA from Manduca sexta (tobacco hornworm), 2594 nucleotides. RefSeq names its product digestive organ expansion factor homolog. Gene Ontology annotation, molecular function: rRNA binding; U3 snoRNA binding. Gene Ontology annotation, cellular component: nucleolus; small-subunit processome. NCBI's taxonomy places the organism in Eukaryota, Metazoa, Arthropoda, Insecta, Lepidoptera, Sphingidae. The record is from RefSeq and is a predicted model, not a curated record. Gene Ontology annotation, biological process: maturation of SSU-rRNA from tricistronic rRNA transcript (SSU-rRNA, 5.8S rRNA, LSU-rRNA). The coding region runs from base 237 to 2516 and encodes 759 amino acids. The transcript is spliced from 8 exons.